AUGCUGCUGCACUCGGUCGGCGCGGCGUCUGCCCCCAGCGGCAGACGCCGCUCUGGCAAGGGCGCAAAGGGGGCAAGGGAGCGGGUGGAACUAGAGGGGGCGGUGGAGGAGGCGGGGGGGGUGGCGGGGGGAGUAGGGGGUGGCGGUGGGGUGGUGGCGGGAGUGGAGGUACUGUGGCGGCGUGGAGGCGGAGGAUGGGGUGGCGGCGGAGGUGGUAGCGGAGGAGGCGGUGGGAGCGGUGGGAGCGACGGUCCUGGUGGGGGAGGUGGCGGUGGAGACGAGGGUGGCG
Messenger RNA from Closterium sp. NIES-65, 289 nucleotides. The record is from the annotation of a GenBank genome assembly. Lineage: Eukaryota; Viridiplantae; Streptophyta; Zygnematophyceae; Desmidiales; Closteriaceae.